This is a messenger RNA of Mucor velutinosus, 2253 nucleotides long. RefSeq lists its product as uncharacterized. Lineage: Eukaryota; Fungi; Mucoromycota; Mucoromycetes; Mucorales; Mucoraceae. Bases 1 to 2253 code for a protein of 750 amino acids. The record is from RefSeq and is a predicted model, not a curated record. The transcript has a single exon.
AUGGAUAUCCUCUGUCUUCAAGAAACCUAUUCUUCUGAUCCCGCUGUACAAGAUCGCUUGGAUAUGCAACUCCAGGCCAAAACCUCCAUAUGGACGCACUAUUGUGGAGUGGUCAGCCUCAAUCCAGCUAUCCAGCUUGAUGAUGCAUAUGUCUCUAACAAUGGUCGUCUAAUCAUCUGUACUGUCUCUCAUGCCAACCACCUUUUCCGUCCCUUCCGUCUCAUGAAUAUUUAUGCACCUGCCACUUACCACGCCCGCUAUGAUUUCUAUGCUGAUCUCCUUCAACUUCCCUUCUUUCAGUCCUUGUUGCUAAACCUCUCCACCCAUUCCUUCAAUUUUCCCUCUGAAGCUCCAGAUAUAAUUGUAGGCGACUUCAACUACAAUCUCCGUCACUUCCCAGCAGCCAUCAUCCAAGAUGGCCUCCAGAAUCCCUCUUUCAUCAGAAAUUUACACCUCAAUUACCACCAUCUUUCCGACCCCUCUCUCAUUGUUCCGGAUGCUCUUGAGGACUCCUUCACCUCGCCUCACCUAGACUCCAAUGACCCUUCAAAUAUGCCAUCAGCUACAAGGGCCCAAUGGCUUUGGCAUGCUAUGUUGCAACACCAUUAUCGAGAGUGCUCUCAUCGCUUGCAACCCGAUCCACCCAUACCAACCUUCCACGGCGCCGGGUAUAGAUCCACCAUCGAUUACAUGUAUGUGGCCCCCUCUCUCACCAACUUUGUCCACACAUCCACUGUCGACUUUAUAGCCCCACAAUGGACCGAUCAUGCCAUGCUUAGCAUCCACCUCCGAAUGCGCUUAAACAACCAUGGCCGAGGCUUAUGGCGGGUCAGCCCACGCCUGGCUGAUAACUCUUUCUUUGUGAAUCAGUUGUAUAAACGCCUGGAUGACUUUCAUCGGGAUCUAGUUUCCAAUCCCUUCCCAGCUUCCCCUCAAGUGUUAUGGGACGACAUCAAGUCUCUAACUCGAUCCUUAGCCCAAAAGAUCGGUCGGAAACAGGCUGAAUGGCGGCGUCGGCAGCUCAGACAACUGCAGAGUAAACGUAACCGGAUCCUCCGUGCCUACAAGUCCACGGCCAUCCUGAAUAAUCGUCUGCCUACCAUUGAGAAAGCGAUCAGUGCCUUACAACAGGAAAUGGUUGAACACCAACAAGCCCUAAGGUCAGGUCUGCGCUGGCGAGAGAAGGGAGAGACCUCGGCUGGAUUUCUCAAGGCAUUGUCUACCCAUCGAGAACUUCAGCGUGCCCUGCCUACUCUCAAGGAUCCCUCCACUGGUACAUCUUUUGCUUCUCAAACUGAGAAGGAACAAGCUGUCCACUCCUUUUACUCUCGACUCUACACACCCACAACAGUAAAUCAACGUGAUAUACAAUUUUUCACUAACAUGAUUCCCGCUUCCCAUAGAUUAUCUGAUGACUCUCAUGAAUCCCUAUGCACUCCUUUUACUCUGGAUGACAUCUUGGACGGUCUUUCUCGGUCUCCCACCCAGAGUAGCCCUGGCAUUGACGGCCUUCCCUAUCAGAUCCUGCGUCUCUUGUUCAAACAUCCGUCUACCGCAUCCAUUGGUAUCCGUGUCUUCAACGACGCUCUGCUCCAUGGUACCUUCCCUGCUUCCUGGUCUCAAACUAGUUUGGUGUUACUCCCAAAGAAAGGUGAUCUCUCCUUCUUGAAGAAUUGGCGCCCAAUCUCCCUGAUCAACACAACAGAUGCCAUGACCUUCACUCGCCUCCUCAACUCUCGUCUGAUGAGUCACCUUACUGACAAGAUCUCUAUCCAGCAAAUGGGCUUCAUGCCCGACCGGUUCAUUGCGGAACAGGGUCUUAUCCUGCAAUGCAUGCAAACAGUAGCUACCAGAAACAAGUUAACACCCAUUGCCCUUCUUCUAGACCAGGAGAAGGCGUAUGAUCGCAUCCACUUCUCUUACCUUCAGGCUAUGAUGGACGCCUUCAAUAUCCCUAAAACCCUCAUCACCGCCAUCACCAAUCUCUUUUCUGCCACCCAAAUCCAACCUAAUGUCAAUCGCAUCCUAGUCGCUCCUUUACCACAAUUGCGAGGUCUUCGUCAGGGUGAUCCCCUCAGUCCUCUUCUCUUUAACAUUGCCUUUGAUCCCUUUCUCCGGGCCAUCCACAAUGACUCUCGCAUUUCAGGCUUCUCUUUCCCUCCUGAUCCCAUUUCUGGCUCCCAUCCGCCAGUGAUCAAAGUUCUCGCCUAUGCGGAUGAUACUUUAGUAACCCUUAACAAUCCAUCAGAAUAA